AGCCCACAGAAUCACUUAUUUCUUUCCAACCUCACUUUCAAUAUUUUUUUCCAACCCUUCCCCAUUUCACAAGUUCCAACAAUAACUCUAAAAUACUAUCACAUUAGAAAAAGCCCACAAUCACUUACUAAUGUAAAAUAAAACCCAACCACAACCACCACCGCCGCCACAAUCACCACCAUGGCCAAACCACCACCACCGGCAACCGUAAUCCGCACAAUUUUCUACUACCUUUCAGAACACCCAUCAAUAAUCUCAUUCCGUUGGAGCCACACUCAUUCAUGGGGUUCAACAUGGUCUUUCCUCUUCACCUCCAUAGCCACCUACCUCAUCCUCUCUCUCUUCCUCCAUCUCUCACUCUCUCUCCUCUUCCCAAACCGCCGUCAAAUCCCUCUCGGACCCAUCCCCGCCAUCCACAGCCUCAUCAUGUCCUUAAUCUCCGUCACAAUCUUCACCGGAACACUAAUCUCCUCCAUCUCAGAAAUCCACGACACACGCUGGUUCUGGCGUAACUCCAAAACCCCAUUUCAAUGGCUUCUCUGUUUCCCCUUAGGAACAAGACCCUCUGGUCGUGUCUUUUUCUGGUCUUAUAUUUACUAUCUUUCACGUUUUGUUCACAUGUUUAGAACAAUCUUAACAAUCGUGAAACGUCGUAGGUUGUCGUUUUGUCAACUUAUGAAUCAUUCUGUUUCAGCUUUUGUUUCUUUUCUUUGGCUUGAAUUUUCACAGUCUUUUCAAGUUCUUGCUAUUUUGUUUGCAACACUUGUUUAUUCUGUUGUUUAUGGGUAUAGAUUUUGGACUGCUAUUGGUCUUAAAUCUGCUUGUUUUCCUUUUGUUUUGAAUUGUCAGAUUUUUUUGUUGGGUUGUAAUGUUGCAUGUCAUGUUGGUGUUUUUUUGGUUCAUUUUUGGUUUCAAAGUGGUGGUGGUGGUUGUAAUGGAAUUGGUGCUUGGGUUUUCAAUUCAAUUCUUAAUACUGCUGUUCUUGUUAUUUUUCUUAAUUUCUAUGUUAAGAUGUACUAUGUUGAUGUUGGGAGAAGUGAAAGGAGAAGGAAAGUAGUUGAAGAGAGUGAAUCAAUGGAUUGUUCUUCCUCUUGUCCAAUGUUAAUUGCCGGCUCGCGAUAACGGUUGUGGCGUGCUUCGACACAAUGGUUGAUAUUGUGGAAAAUUGCGGAUGCGGUCAUUGCAGUUGCAUUGUAGUUUCGACAAUAUCAGAAAUUGUUAUGUUUUUAAGCUUAGUUAUAGAUAAAUUCAAUUAAAAUAUAUAACAUGGAGUGGUGAUUGAUCACUAAUGUAUAAUAUCUCUUGCUGCAAUUUUGGGGUCCAAAUUGUGUACCCUUUAGAGCAAUGUGUAAGUAUAAGAUAACAAUAACAAUAAUAUAGUGUUACUGGAAAUUAAGCAGAAA
Messenger RNA from Trifolium pratense (red clover), 1403 nucleotides. RefSeq names its product elongation of fatty acids protein 3-like. NCBI's taxonomy places the organism in Eukaryota, Viridiplantae, Streptophyta, Magnoliopsida, Fabales, Fabaceae. Bases 181 to 1122 code for a protein of 313 amino acids. The transcript has a single exon. Gene Ontology annotation, biological process: sphingolipid biosynthetic process; fatty acid elongation, saturated fatty acid; very long-chain fatty acid biosynthetic process. Gene Ontology annotation, cellular component: endoplasmic reticulum membrane. The record is from RefSeq and is a predicted model, not a curated record. Gene Ontology annotation, molecular function: fatty acid elongase activity.